GCAAGCCUUGGUUUUUCGCGCCACUCGUCGGCGCGGUGUAUUGUUGGGUAGUGGAGGAGCCCGUUGUUGGGGAGCUCUCAUGAAGGAACGUGAAACUGAGCCCGAUACGGGCAGCGACAUGGAGGAGGAAGGCGAGGAGAAUCUAGUUCGAAACCGUUUGAAAAUACUUUGUCAGGAGCUUAAUAUGGAUGAAAAGAGGGCCGCUGAAGCACUACGGAACUUUACUGAGACUUGGGAGACGUAUACUCUGGAGGGAGAUGUUGUACACUGGCUUGUGUGCUCACUAUAUGCAGCUUGUCGAAAAGGCUUCACCCCCACUGUUGGGAAAGGAGUAAUGGAAGGGAAUUGUGUUUCUCUGACAAGAAUAUUGAGAUCUGCAAAAUUAAGUUUAAUACAGUUCUUCAACAAGAUGAAAAAAUGGGCUGACAUGUCAAACUUGUCCCAAACUUUUCGUGAACGUAUUGAACGACUGGAGAGAAACUUUGAAGUUUCAACUGUGAUUUUUAAAAAAUUUGAACCAAUAUUUUUAGACAUGUUUCAAAAUCCACAAGAUGAACCCCCAAAGAUACCAAAAAGCAGGAAGCAAAGGCGUCUUCCAUGCCAUGCAAGUGAUGUGUUUCAGUUUUGCUGGACACUUUUUGUGCAUACCAAAGGGAAUUUCCGUAUGAUUGGUGAUGAUCUGGUGAACUCUUAUCAUCUUUUGCUGUGCUGCUUAGAUCUUAUUUUUGUCAAUGCAUUAAUGUGUCAAAACAGGAAAUGCAUAAUCAAUCCUCUGUUUAAAGGACUGCCAGCUGGGUACAACAGCCUUGAUUUCACAACACCUGAAGACCCCCCCUGUAUUAUCAAUCAUCUCUGUGAACUGUAUGAUGGGUUGGUGGUGGAAGCAAAAGGAAUUAAAGAGCAUUAUUUCAGACCUUACAUUAGAAGACUUUUUCAGAAAGGGAUUUUGAAAGGAAAUGAAGAACAUUUCACAGAAAUGUUGGACAUUCAGAAUUUUACAGAAAACAACAAAGCUAUCAAUAAGGAGUAUGAAGAAUAUGUUUUGACAGUUGGGGAUUUUGAUGAGCGAGUAUUUUUGGGAGCAGAUGCUGAUGAAGAAAUUGGAACACCCCACAAAUUGUCUUUUGAAUUUCCUGGUGAAACAAUGUCCGCAAGGAGGCAAGUGGAAUGUCACCUUCAGCAGCAUUUUGAAAAGGCAAGAUCUUUUACACCUUCAACUCCAUUAACUGGGAGGCGGUACCUGAAAGAAAAAGAAGCCAUAGUAACCCCUAUUUCAUCAGCCACACAGAGUGUCAGCCGCUUGCAGAGCAUGGUUUUGGGACUCAAAAAUGCUCCAAGCGACCAGCUGAUGCAGAUUUUCAGAUCUUGCUCUCGAGAUCCCACUGAAGCCAUCUUGAAGCGAGUGAAGGAUUUGGGGGAGAGAUUUCGGCAUCACUACACAAAAGACACAGAGGAGCAUCCCGGAUCUCACAUGGAUUUUGCUGAUAGCAGAUUAAAGUUGGCGGAAAUAUUAUAUUUUAAAAUACUUGAAAAUGUUAUGGUUCAAGAGAUUAAGCGACUUCAUGGCAAAGACAUGGCAGUACUUUUGGAACAAGAUAUCUUUCACACCUCCCUGGUGGCUUGCUGCCUUGAAGUGGUGUUGUUUGCCUACAGCUCUCAGCGAACCUUUCCUUGGGUUAUUGACAUCUUCAACAUUCAGCCUUUUUACUUCUAUAAGGUUAUAGAAAUAUUAAUUCGUUCAGAAGAAGGACUGUCCAGAGAUAUGGUUAAACAUCUAAACAGCAUUGAGGAGCAGGUCUUGGAGAGUCGGGCUUGGACCAGUGACUCUGUGCUAUGGGAUAUCUUGAAAGCUGCACAGGAAAAGGUUCCCACUUGUGAGGAGGUUACCUUUGCCAGUAAUUUUGAAUCUGGCAAAUGUGGUGGAGGACCAACGUAUAUUUCCAUGGCUGGUCUAUCUCCUAUUAUUCAUCCUCGUCUGAAGGAAGUGAGAACAGACAUAAGUGGGAACAUUAGGAGAGAUGUUCCACCUUCGCCAAUAUCAGUACAUGAUCGGUACAGCUCACCAACUGCUGGGAGUGCUAAAAGGCGAUUAUUUGGAGAAGACCUUCCCACGGAAUCUGAAAUUAAUAAGAUAUCAUUUUCACAAUGCUCUGCGCUGAAGCUGGGCCCAGUCUCUGACCUUCAAGAUAAUCCCUCCUCAUCCCCUGUGCAUGCAUUAGUCGCUGUUACAGCAGCUACAGUAACAACUACAGAUGGACAGAUGCUUACAAUACCGGUGCAAGGUGUGCCAAAUAAAUCUGGAUUGAUCACAUUUAGAAGUUUACCACUUUGUUCCACUAAUGAGCAGGCUGAAGCAUUGCAAAAAAUUUCAGCUGGGACAGCACUUAGUGCACAAAUGCUGGUUAACGCUUCCCCAAAAAAGUCCUUCGAUAAUGCUGGUCAAGAGUCGAACCAACCUACUGGCAAGCCAAAGAAGACUGGCUCUUUGGCAUUAUUCUUUAGAAAGGUAUACCAUUUGGUCAGUGUAAGACUACGGGAUCUAUGUUUAAAACUGGAUAUCUCUUCAGAUCUAAGGAGGAGAAUUUGGACUUGCUUUGAACACUCCGUGGUUCACUGUAGUGAUCUAAUGAAAGACAGGCAUUUAGACCAGAUGUUACUCUGUGCUGUUUACAUAAUGGCAAAGGUAACAAAAGAAGAUAGAUCCUUUCAAGACAUUAUGAGGUGUUACCGGAGUCAACCACAGGCCUCUAGCCAUGUCUAUAGGAGUGUUCUUCUAAACAAGGAAUCUGUUUUACCCUUGCCUGUUCUCACCAGUGAGGCAGAAGUAAUAACAAAUGUUAAAGGCCAUCUCUCAGAGUCAGCAGACAGAGGUGAUCUCAUUCAGUUUUAUAACUCCGUCUACGUGCUACGAAUGAAAGCAUUUGCUCUGAAAUAUGUUAUUACUGGCUCCGAUUACAGGAUGGAAGCACCUCCUUUGUCUCCAUUCCCUUCUGUCAAGUCACAACCACUUUCUCCUCGACGUGUAUCCCAGAAGCAUUCUGUUUAUGUAUCUCCCCAUAAGAAUGGCUCUUGUCCUUCCCCUGCCUCUGCCAUAACCUACAAGUUUAAUGGCAGUCCUUCUAAGAAUCUUCAAGCAAUAAACAGUAUGAUUAAGCAAGGUGAACGGAUGAGUCGGAAACGAGCAUUUACAAUGGACAGCGACUCUGAAUCUCCUGCUAAAAGACUUUGUCAAGACAAUGAUGAUGUCCUUCUGAAGCGAUUACAGGAUGUCAUUAGUGAGCGGGCCAACCACUGACAAACGUGUUUGACAAUGCAUUCUGUUGUUGAAAUAUAAGUUAGCUGGUUAAAAACAAAAGAAGCAAAUUUCACUUGCCUUGGAAUCUUGUUCAGCAAAGCUGAACUAAAAGGUUGCAACACACCAAAUAUUUAAACUGUGACCCAUGUAAAUGUUCCUCAAUUUUUCGCUUUCAAAAGCAUGAAUUCCUGCAGAGUCUGACUCUCAAGCAAUCCUUACCUUAAUUUAACCAUUGUGUUAACUUUUGUCCUGCCAGCAUUUUUGUGAAUUUUUAAAACAAAAGAUUGUGUAGUCACUGCACACCUUUGUACAUUUGUACAGAGAUGCAAAAGAAACUAGACUAUUUAGAUAUUGUGCUACUUGUUUAAAUGUUUUGUCUGUUACCUUUCUGAUAUAAUUGGUGCUAUUUACGAAUGUAGCCAUCUUUUGACAUUAAAUUUUUAUUGUUC
This is a messenger RNA of Polypterus senegalus (gray bichir), 3744 nucleotides long. It is a transcript of the gene rbl1, whose product is annotated as retinoblastoma-like 1 (p107). The transcript has 22 exons. Gene Ontology annotation, cellular component: transcription regulator complex; nucleus; chromatin. Gene Ontology annotation, biological process: regulation of transcription by RNA polymerase II; negative regulation of G1/S transition of mitotic cell cycle; cell differentiation. The coding region runs from base 80 to 3295 and encodes 1071 amino acids. The record is from RefSeq and is a predicted model, not a curated record. Gene Ontology annotation, molecular function: RNA polymerase II transcription regulatory region sequence-specific DNA binding. NCBI's taxonomy places the organism in Eukaryota, Metazoa, Chordata, Cladistia, Polypteriformes, Polypteridae.